Suillus clintonianus is the source of this 3351-nucleotide messenger RNA. RefSeq lists its product as uncharacterized. The record is from RefSeq and is a predicted model, not a curated record. The annotation marks the transcript as partial. The transcript is spliced from 20 exons. NCBI's taxonomy places the organism in Eukaryota, Fungi, Basidiomycota, Agaricomycetes, Boletales, Suillaceae.
AUGCGCCAAUCAGUUUCAAUAAACUGGUCGCGAGACUUUUUGAAGGUUAUUGCAUGCCAUGUAGUUCCCAUAAUCAUCCACUUCGGUUUAUUCCUGAUAUACAGUUUUGACUACACAAUAACCCCGUCUACCUUCUCGGCAGUUUCUCUGCUCAUUUUCAAGCAGCUGUUCUGCGGAGAAUUCAGAUUGACUGCGGUAUACGACAUAUUGAACGCCAUGUAUGGAUCUGGCGCCGCACUAGCUGCUCUUUGGAACCAACGAAAGACAGCCACAGUAUGCCCAGAAGCGACUGUCAUUCUAUUCUACAUCAUAGUCAUCACUUUUCUGGAAUCUCAUGCUCUUCUGGUCCUGGUACCUCUGUCGACUAACAGGGUCCACACCUUUGUAGCACCUGCACUAUCGACAUGGGCAGAUGCCACCGUGAACACCCAGAACUGGGACUGGCCAACCAUACUAUCUUUGGCAUCGAAAUUUGGGCAAUUAUCUCCGAUAGCUGCAGGGCUUUAUCAUAGUCUUCUCUAUGACAUUAUAUCCCCUGGUGCGACAGGAAACGGAACUGUGACCGCAACAGAAGUGAGCGUCACAUGCUUCCUUGCACAAAAUUUAUCGUACGGGAGAAGUGUCGCAAACGAGCCAUUGAUUUAUACCAACGCAACAGCAACCCUUGCUUUGGAUGCUAUUCCAUGGAAAGACCAAGUGUUAUAUCUUGACAGCCCGUUGAUUGAGGGCUGGCUCAAUUUCCUGUUGACAACUGGGACUGCUGAAAAUCCCGCGAUUAACGAAACAACAGUACAAGGAACCUGGUAUUACGAAAAUGACGUUGCUGAAAAUAGCACGCGGAGCGCUAUUGAUUUGCAAUUUGCAAUGUGCAACGUAUCACUACUUGGCCGAAAUGUUAUUGUGGAUGCACAAUCAAAUCAUUUACUGGUUGUCCCAGAAAUGACUGUAUCCUCUCCGCAAUGGACAACUAUACCAGCAUUCACAUCCUUUGCUCCCGAGAAGAUGGUCGAUGGUGGUGUGAUUACAAUGCCAUUCAAUACGCAAAAAUAUUCUUACACGGGUAUGAGAACCUGUUUCGACAAGGUUGACCAUUACCCGUGUAACAGAAAUACGUCAGUAGGAGAACUACUACUCAUGCAGUUGAUCGGCAUGCCCUUUAGUAGUAUCAUCCCCGAUGUUCCCAUCAAUAUCAUGCAAGACCCGGGUGGAACCCAGCAUCUCAAUACAACACCAUCAUUCACGAUUUCAAAACAUCAGAUGGAGGUGGCGUUGUCAAGACUAUAUGCAACGGUUAUCUGGAUAGCUGGGGAGUUGGGUGAUUCCGGAGGGGGUUUUCAACGGGCCAACGCUGAAGCAGAGGUAACACAUUUUGUAUUGGAAACACAUCUUGAACUUGACUAUACUUCGAAUCUCAUCUCUUUACUCACCUCUUGCGGUCUUCUUGUGCUCGUUAUUCGUAUUGCUGCAAGAGGGAUAGGACCAAGUGUAGAGUUUGACACCCUGUCUUUCAUGUGGCUGGCAAAUCGUUCACAGGAUCUUACGGCCCAGUUCGCCAAAAUUUUACACCCUAAUGAUCAGGUGCUCCGCAGGGCCGGAAUGUUUCGAGUUGGAGUUCAAGAUUCUGGUCAAGUUUUUGCGAUAGAUGAUCUCCCAACAAUAGCAGGUGCAGACUCCGCAUCCGCGGAGACAGACACGAAACCAGGUAUUUGCGGUUACGCGAGCGCUUGCUGGCACGGAGUGAGCUCACAGAUAUUUUUCAUCCUCAAAUACGAUCCCCUGGGGAGCUAUGAAGAGACGGAGAUACGCCGCCCUAAACAUUUUGUGCAAUACGGACUUUGCAUGAGCUUACAUACCCUCUUUGCUGUCCUGAAUAUACUGUUCCUUGUCGCAAUCAACCACCACGACAAACAAAACCAAAACAUUAUGGUCUCAGCCACAUCUCAUCUUAAAAUGUGGGAGGUUGGCAUUCGCCAGGGUAUACAGGGAUACUACACUGUGUCGCUCGCCACCCUCGUUUUCUUUGCUCAAUCUGUCACCCUUUCCCAUGAUCUAGCACGCUUCCAGCCUCUUUCUUCAUUGCAUGACAUCAGGGAUUCCUGGCGCAACUGUGCUACGGCUUACUCAUCCUUCAAGCGUUAUACUCAAUUCUCAUACCCUGUUUUUACGUCUCCUGGCCUAAGGAUCUUGGGCGUAUUUGUCUACCUUUUUUCCAUCUUAAUAAUUUCUCUCCUGCGACCAUUCAUUGUUUCGCCUUCAACUUACACAUUCAUCACCAAUGGUUCAUCAUCUACACAACUCGCAUGGCCAGAUCCGACAAGAAACAUCAGCGCUCUGGAUUGGAAUAUGAUAACUUCGGCGGCCUUGCCUUCAAAUUCGACCAAGGAGGUAGUAACCACAGGGCUAUCAGGAGGCUUAUUGUAUGAUAAGUUAUACCCAAACUCCGGAUUCGGAGCUGCGGUUGUGAAUGUAACGCUCGUAGAUGCCAACUGCUCCUUGUUGCCAAGUUCGGUUUGGUCCAAUGCUGAUGGCUCUCCCAAAGACUUCAUCGGUGCGAUCCCUUGGUCAGAUCAGAUUUUAUAUCGGGACGUUAUGACUGCCAAGAAUUAUCUUACUUUUCUUGUUACGACGGCGAUGGCUGAAAGUGGAGCAGUGCUAGAGAACGCUUCAGUGUCUAUGCCAUGGACAACAUAUGACAGCAAUGGGGAUUUAGUAUCCAGCGCGCAAGUGGUGGGAUACAUGGUCGCAUGUCACAUGUCUCUUGAGAAGCGCGUGGCUACUGUCGACGUUCAAUCCAAUUUGCUUCUGGAUACUGCGUAUAAUCCGGUUUCUUCGGAUAAGCAAUGGACGAUCUUUCCAGGGAAUUCUCCCUUCACAGGUCAAAGCUUGGAUUGGAUCAAAGCGCCUUUCGUCGCCAAGCCGUUCGAAGGAACACCAGUGGAAGCAAUAUACUGGAACAACACCAUUUUACCCGGGUCAUGUGCAGGGAGCGGCAAUGCUAGCGCGUGCGGAUAUGUACCCGAAAGACUGCUUAUGGGUUUUCUGAACAUGACCCAGGAGCAGAUGAUUCCUACAAAAUUCGACAAUAGCACGCCCACCUUCAAUUUGUCUCCACUCGAACUAGAAGGGGCUUUGUCCCAGUACUUUGGGAUGAUGAUCUGGACGGCUGCACAGCUUGGUGGAUAUAGGGGAGGGUUUGACGGGGCAACCGGACGGGCUGAAAUCAACCAAAAUGCAAUGAAGUUAAUGGUGCAUGUUUCUCGAGUCCCAUUGUUGGUGGCGACUGUGGCCUCGUUCGUUGCUCUGGUUUCGGUCUUUGCGUUGGCUGGGGUUGCUCCCAGUGACAAGAGUUUC